This is a messenger RNA of Danio aesculapii, 4642 nucleotides long. Its product is annotated as L-rhamnose-binding lectin CSL2-like. Gene Ontology annotation, cellular component: membrane. NCBI's taxonomy places the organism in Eukaryota, Metazoa, Chordata, Actinopteri, Cypriniformes, Danionidae. Gene Ontology annotation, molecular function: N-acetyl-beta-D-glucosaminide beta-(1,3)-galactosyltransferase activity; carbohydrate binding. The record is from RefSeq and is a predicted model, not a curated record. The transcript is spliced from 2 exons. The coding region runs from base 381 to 1481 and encodes 366 amino acids.
CACUCUUCACUUCCUAUAGUCAAAUUCAUUCUGACAAUAGGGGGGCUCUUGGUGAGUGUUAACUACUGUUACUCACAGCAACAAACCUAGCUCUGCAUAAUGAGCGUAACACCUUAGAGAGGAUGUCCCCAAAGGUUUCUGAUGCGUUCAGCUCUGAGGCAUCCUGUAACUAUCUUCAUAUUCAUCGAUUAUCUACAAAGUGAGCAGUACACUUGAGGAAGCAUACGUUUCAGCUGGUGAGUUUGAGAACUUCUCCAUCAUGAUAAAACCAGUCAUUUGCUUGCCGGCACCGCCUCCAGUUAACCGGUUGUGAAGUGUGACCGACCAGUCAGGUACUUCAGGAAGGGAUACUCUACUUGAAGCAAUAGCAGCACAGCAAGAUGGCUAUUAAAAAUGUCUUUCACAGUUUGGCUCAAGAUGGAGGUUUAUACAUUUGUCACAUUAAAAAGGCCUUCGUUCUACUGCUCACAUUGGCAUUCUUGUUGUCUACAAUUGCUUAUAUCUCUGAUGUCUCUUUUGAGGACAUUAAGUUGCCUCAAAGAUGGCUUUUUAAAGUCAUAAAUAAGACUCACAAGGUAUUUAACAAAACUUUGGAUGACGGUAAAGACCACUUAGCACCAUUGCCCAGGCAACAAAUUCAGCAAUGGGGCACAGCUAUCUAUCAUGUGGCUCACCCAAGGAAUUAUUAUUUCAUGCAGGAUGAACCUGAUAUAUGUAAGCAGAAUCCAUUCCUGGUCUUGAUGGUUCCUGUUGCUCCCCAUCAGAUAGAUGCUCGAAACGCUAUCCGGAGCACAUGGGGGAAUGAAACUACAGUCCAGGGCAAAGCAGUGUUGACUCUGUUUUUGGUGGGUUUGAUUGAAGGAGCAGACUCUGAAAAAGUUCAAAAGCAGCUGGAAGAAGAGAGCCGACAACACAGAGACUUAAUCCAGAGCAGCUUUGUGGACUCCUACUUCAACCUGACCAUAAAGACCAUGGUGAUCAUGGACUGGUUGGCCACUCGAUGCCCUCAAGCUAAUUACAGUAUGAAGAUCGAUUCAGACAUGUUCUUAAAUGUGAAUAACCUGGUGACUCUCCUAUCAGCUCCCAAUACACCCAGAGAAAACUACAUCACAGGAAUGGUGAUGUGGAACCGGCCUGUUGUCAGGAGCAAAGACUCAAAAUGGUACGUCUCAGAGGACCUUUACCCCGAGCCAACAUACCCUACGUAUCUUCUGGGAAUGGGAUAUGUUUUCUCAAAUGAUCUGCCAUCAAAAAUCGUGGAGGCUUCCAAAUAUGUAAAGCCGUUUAACAUUGAAGACGCAUAUAUCGGCGCUUGCGUAAAACAUUUGGGUUAUGCGCCCACUUCCCCACCAGACCCUUCUCAGUUUAGAGCCUAUUUGGGACAAUAUGUACGAGAGGAUUUUUUCAGGGUCAUUACAACAAUCCUUGGAUCCCCACAACAGCUAAUAGACAUCUGGAAGGAUAUACACAGGCCCACAUAACAAAGGGAAACAUCAUAGACUAUUGUGGAUUUACGUUUAAGACAUUUAAACGAUCAAGAUAUGAGACAUGUUUGACUUGCAGAUGCCCUAAGAUGUGUGGACUUCUUGUUUUCAUGGAGUGAGAUGAUGCUCUGAGGAGACUAUUACAGAAUUUACUUUUGAAGUUCUGUUUUGCAGGGUUGUACAGGUUGUUAAAAGCAGCGUUAAUUGUUAUGUGUUCAUUAAAAUCAUUCAAAAGCAGCAAAGAGAAACACAAAAUGAUGUUCUGUCUACACAAUGACAGUCGAACAAUAUGAAGACAUGUAUUUACAUAAUGCAACGUUUGGUUCCAGUUUAUACAAUGUUCUUUAACUAUUACGUACUUGUUUCAAAAAGAUUAAUUGUUAGAUACAACUCAGGAAACACACACUGUAAAAAAUAAAUGGCUAAAAUUUACGGUUAAAAAAUGGCAACUGUGGUUGUCAGUAUUUUACCGUUAAAAAUACGGUACAAACCGUACAAGUAAUCAUCAUUUUUACAGUAAACUACCGUAUUUCAUUAUAGAUGUAAUGCAGUAUGUCUCUAUUUUGAAUUACCAACAUCUACACAUCUUUUGAUACACAGAUAGACACGUUAACACAACCAUAUGCAGUUGGUGAUGAGAAAGUUACAUAAUGAACCCAUGCUCAUCUCAAACAACCUUUCCCACACGCAGAAACGCAUAUCAGUGUAAAGAAAGGUGCUCUGUGUCAUUCAAACAGCUCCUAAACACCAGUAUGGUAACACGAAUAAAUUUAAUGUCAUGAAAUAAACAUUGUUUAUCUACAUUAGAUGUAACAUAAAUCUCUAAUGUACACAACUGAUGGGGAAACAAUUAAAAAUAUCCAUAAUAGCAUCAACAAAAAGCAUAAAAAGUCAUGCAGGGAAUUCUGAGAAAGUAAAUUUACGGUUAUUUGCCAUAUAUAUUAAGGAAACAUACUGUUAACCAGAUUACGGGUUUUUACCGUAGAAUUUUUACAGGUUUUUUUACCGUUGAAAUCACAGCCAUUUUUUUUACAGUGCAGCACAUUCCCUUAAUGUUUUCAUAUGGUUCCCAUUUGGUUAUUUUUUGGAAACUAACUCAGAAUGUUCUUUGUAUGUUCUUUUUUUCUAAUCAGAAACGAACCGUCCCAGAACAUAGCAGUAGCAGUUUAUUUUUAAAGUGAACAUAAUUGAAAAUGUUCUAAGAUUGAUCUCUAAACCUAGAGGGAACAUUCUAUUUAAGUUUAAAAAACAUUCCUUUCCACGUUGAAUAAAAGAGAACGCUCUGGAAAGCUAAAUUUGUUGGCUGGGAAUGUUGUUAUCAUGUUCACAUUUUAUUGCUUAACACUUCCACUGCUAUUAAAGUGAAGUUUAGGAAAUGCUUUAUUUCUAUGGUUUGGUUUGAUGUAUAGGCCCUUUUCUUAGAAUGCAAAAUUACCGAUUAUGCUUUGCAUGUAUGCGCAAGGAGGAUGCUUUGAAGUUCCGAUGCUACCAUGCUCAUAAAAAGUCACAUUCGGACAGCUUUGAAAUGAUAGUUUUAAUAUAUUUUACUUGCUUUUACCAUCUUUAAACUAAUACUGCUGUGAACAGCUUUAAAAAAAACUGCUGCGAGGUAUUUUUCCCUUGUUGUCAGAUGGCAUCUUGGGCCAUUUAAAUGAAGCCCCGUCAUCACUAAAGUCAACAUUUUCUCUUUCUUUCAAAUAUGUAACUAACCAAAACAAAUGUACUUCACCAAAAUGUCUGACACACACUUACUGUCCCAUUAACACAUUAUUGAUUGAAAGAGUGGCACAAAGUGAAAAAGUGGCAUUUUGAAAUUGCAGAAAAAUACAUACUAACACUACUAAAUGAAACAUAACUGCUCUCCAUUAGAAUCAACAUGCAAAUCAGCCAGGAUAGUAUCAGUAACGUACUUUUAUUAGUCAUUUUUGGAAACUGCAUGGCUUACAUACCUGCUAGUUUCAUGCCAGUAAUAUGGUUUGCUCUUUAUAAUGCAGUAAGGUAUUUGUGUGUGUGUAUGUGCAUUGAAGAGACCGCUGAGUACAUUAUAACAGCUGACAGGUCGGGAACACUGACGCUAUAUUUCAACAUCUGCUCUGACGGAAGACACUAAAUUAUGAGAACAUUUUUCUCUCGCACAUCUGACAGAAGUAUAAUGGCUUCAAAUUAAAGUUCUGCAUCACAAAAACACUCCGUAAGCCACUGAAAACUGCAUUGACACCCAGUUGAGAAAUGCUGCUCUGGCUGAUGAUAAUUCUUAAUGGAUAGUUCUAAGCACCCUGCCAGAAGGCGCUGGUCACUAUGGCGCCCUCCAUGCUGCAACAAAGAAAAAGGUCUAUAAUUACAUAUAUUUUUUGUCAUUAAAAUACAAUAACACAGGUAUCAACAUUUGAAGUGGAUUGUAUCAAAUAAUUAAUUUACACCUUAUAUAGUUGUUACCAACUUUUAAAAUAAAGUGGGUCCAAGUUAAAAUAUAUGCAUUGUUAUAUUCUUAUAAUUAUACACACACUGUUAACAGUUUCCUGUAGAAUGUACAGUAACUUACUGUAAAUCAAUUAUAGCAGAAAUACUAUACAGUGGUCCCUCGUUAAUCGCAGGAGUUACGUUCGUAAAGUAGCCCGCAAUAGGUGAAAUCCGUGAAUUAGUCCGCUUUUUUAAUAGAAAAAAAAUUAUUAUAGAUGUUUUAAGGCUGUAAAACCCCUCACUAGGCCAACUCUACAGCCAAUCAGGACGCAGAACACAAUGCACUGUAAAAAAAAAGCAUGUCAAUUUGCACAAAAAAAUCAGCGAUACUGCAAAAGGUGAAUCACAUUUUGGCGAGGGACCACUGUAUUUACAUUUACAGCAUUUGUCUUGCUGUAUAUGUAUGUACAGAAUUCUAUGUAUAUCUUUACUGUAAAACAUAUCGUCAUUUUCACAAUGCAACUUCAAACUACAGUAACAUACUGCAUAACUGUCCUACAGUAAAAUACAGUUCAUAUUACUGUUAAAAUCUGUGUCAUUUACAAAAGUCCGUAACAGUGUAUAACAGUUCUGGCUGGUCCAGAAGGCCUUUCUGUGCAAAGUUUGUAUAUUUUCCCCAUGUCUGUAUGGGUUUCCUUCGGGGGCUCUGGUCUCCCCACCGUCCAAAGACAUGCGGCACAGGUGAAUAUAAGGUAAAU